AUGUCCGAUGAUACAAAAAGAAAGAGACACAACAAAAAGGUUAAUGGGCGACACGAUGUGUGCACAGAAUUAAAAGAGGAAUCUCGAUACGGUCUUGACUGGUCACUCGCUGGGAAGAUGGGCAGCGCAUUUCCCAGAUUGGAUAAAACCUAUGGACUAAUUAAACCUCUCAUCCCCGCUUACCUACUCGGUCUCAUUGGAGCAACUUAUUUAUCUUCUUUAGACGAGGGGAAUUGUUUGUUAUUUGACCUGUACUUUACUGAUAAUGAAGAUGUAUCUAGCGCUUGGGAGAGUAGUAGUAGUAGUCAUGAGUCUAGAGGAGAGAAAGAACCCUCCCCAUCCUUUGAGUGGUCUCUAAGUAAUAAUAAUCAUCGUGUUGUGCUUGACCAACCAGAGGACAUUGAUAUUAGAGCCUUUUCCCUUUCACCUCCACCUCCACAGUACCCUGUACCUGCUGAUAUUAGACACCCCUCUUUCCUCUCCCCUACACCUCCACAGUACCCUGUACCUGCUGAUUAUCUCAAGGUCGCCGCCGCCGCUGCCCCUCCUAUACUGCUACUCCAAGAAGAAGAAGAGCCACUAGAACUAGAGGAGCCACAAAGACAAGAACAACAACCUCAACAAGUAGUACCUCUGGAGCAAGAAAAGGUGACCAAAAGAAAAAGAGAUGACCAACCAUCCUCAGAACUCUCAGUAAUACCAACAACGUCCUCAUCCUCUUCUUCUUCAUCUGCAAUCAUUGUAUCAAAUAAUAAUAAUAAUAAUAACGACAAUAACAACAAUAAUAAUGAUAUUGUUGUUGAAAAGAAAAAGAAGAGAAAGAUACGCAUUCAUACUAAAAGUAAGAUGACAACGACCACUACUACAACCACUACAACCACUACAACCAUUACCAACACAACAACCAUCUUGAAUGGUGGUGGUGAAAGUGGGGAAGAGAGUAGUGGUGGUGGUGGUAGUGAUGAUAGCAACAAUAGAUCAAGAUCAAGAUCAAGAUCACCACAAAGAUCAUUGUUACUCGACAGAAUCAACAAUGAUAUUCAACGAGAACACGAGUUGCUUCAUAAAAGAGAUCAUUUAAACAACAUUAAGAAAUCUACUACUUCUCCUGUUGCUGCACCUGCUGUUCCUGCUGACUUGUAA
Molecule: messenger RNA, 1143 nt
Organism: Cavenderia fasciculata
Lineage: Eukaryota; Evosea; Eumycetozoa; Acytosteliales; Cavenderiaceae
Exons: 4
Coding region: 1-1143 (380 amino acids)
Source: RefSeq, a predicted model, not a curated record